This is a messenger RNA of Closterium sp. NIES-65, 1993 nucleotides long. The record is from the annotation of a GenBank genome assembly. NCBI's taxonomy places the organism in Eukaryota, Viridiplantae, Streptophyta, Zygnematophyceae, Desmidiales, Closteriaceae.
AUGAGCGAUUGCCGUCGCACCCGUCGGAGCUGUCGCAGCCGUCGCAAAGCUCAACUUCCCCGGUUUUCCCCCCUCCUUCCGCCUCCCUCCGCCCCUCUUUCCCCCGUCUCCCUCCCUCCUCUCCUCCCCCACUCCCCCUCCUCUCCCCUCCCCUCUCCCCCACUCUUCUCCUCCCCCUUUUUCGGCCUAACUUCGCCUGCAGCCGCCGCGAUGCAAGCAAUAGCUACCACGUGGCCCAGCGCCACGACCUCGUGGGUGUCGGGGGAGACGUGUGACACGUGGCUGGGAGUGGUGUGCGACGAUAACGGCUUUGUGACGCAGCUGACGCUGGGUCGCAAUGAGCUCACUGGCUCCAUCCCCACUGGCUACUCCCAGCUGCAGAAGCUCAGAUUUCUGCGCCUCAAAGGUGGUUGCUACAGUCCCAUUGAUAUCCUUUCUCCAUGCCGUCUCCACCCACCCAUCGCUUCCCUCUCAUCAUACCCCUCUCCCCUCUACCCCAGCGAUCUGAGCAAGAACCGGCUGUCUGUCUGGCAGCAUACCAAAAGAGGUCAUCGUUCUCCUCUCCCCCUAUCAUUCCCUUUCCCAAUGCCAUACCCACCCACCCACCCCUCCCGUGGCACUCCCCUCUUCCCCAGCGAUUUGAGCAAGAACCGGCUCGAUCUGAGCAAGAACCGGCUGUCUGGCAGCAUACCCAAAGAGGUCAUCGCUCUCCCCAACCUUAUGUACUUCACGGCUGUUGUGGCUAAUCCGCCCCCGCCGCCCCCUCCUCCCCCACCAGAAGACCCUGAUAAGCGCAAACCAGGCCUCAAGGAUACGGACUAUCAAGCUGUUGCAACCAAGCCGCUCGUCAAUUUCAACAAGUACUUCCGCUACGUGAGCCUGGGGUACAAGGGCACGGCCACGAAGCCCUCAUGGACGUACAAGACUGCAGUGGACUGGCGCACUCAAGUCGUCAGCAAGCAGAACAGGACCGUCGUGGGGCCUACGGUUGACCAGGGCACGUGCGCCGCGUGUUGGGCUCUCGUACCGGUGGCAGCGAUCGAGGCAGCCUAUGCAAUCGCGUUCGGGUCGAACCAGCCCAACAUCUCGGGGCAGCACAUUCUCAACUGCCAGGGCACCUGGGAGUGCGUGGGGGGGCUUCCUUCCGACGCCUUCCAGUUCUCUGCUUCAGCGGGAGUGCUGCCGGAAUUCAUUGUGCCGUACACUGGCACCAAAGAUGCUUCCAGCUGUCCGAGGUUGAGUGGUGGAUGGCUUGCAGCCGCAGGGGGAGUGCUGCUGGAAUUCAUCGUGCCUUACACGGGCACCAAGGAUGCCUCCAGCUGUGGGUUGAGUGGGGUGGAGUGGAGUGGGCGUAUGCGUGAUGGUGCGCUGCCAGAUGGUGGUUCGGAAUUGACCCGCCCAGAGGAGGAAACUGGCAGAAUCCUUCCCUCCCGACCUCUGGCAAAGAAAAAGCCGCCUCCUGCCCCUGCUGCCCAGCCGGUUCCCGGGCCGUACAGGGUCGCCAUGUUCGAACAGGUGGCGGUCUCUGGUUGGCUGGGCAUGGUGAUUGCGCUGCAGGCGCAACCCAUCAUUGCCAACAUAGAGGCGGACCAAGCUUCCUUCAUCGAAUACACUGGGGGCUACAUCUACGCGGAUCCAGACUGCUUCAUCAACGGGGUGGUGAAUCACAUAGUGCUGCUCGUGGGGUACAGCAUGGCCGGUUCUACACCCUACUUCCUUGCGCAAAACACCUGGGGGGCCACCUGGGGCGUGGGCGGCUUCAUGCAGAUGGCCAUCACAUCAGGUUGCCACGCGCACGUGGUACUUCCUCCUGCAAAACACCUGGGCAGCCACCUGGGGGUUGGGCGGCUUAAUACAGAUGGCCAUCGCAUCAGUGUAAACUUCCCCAACUCCUUUCCCCUCUCCACCCCUCUGCACCCACCUGCAGGUGACGGCAUCUGCAGCAUCAACACAUCACCUGCCCUCUACCCUGUAGUGCCGAACCCCAACCCAU